GGAAAGAAGGUCGUCCAUUGUUGUUUACCUUCCCUUCUGUGGCCGCCGCCGGGGUGAUUAUUUAAUUAUUUAUUUAUUUAACGGCCACAGAGGGAGGAAAGUAAGUCAGUAAAGCCAAAAGAAACUACAAUAAGCCUCAGAGAUCCACGGGGGAAGCAGAAGACGUCCAUAGAGUGAGGAAAUAAGGAGGAGGAGGAGGAGGAAAAGAAGAGGGCGUGUGUGUGUGUGACCCCUUCUGGACGUCAACUCGUGUGUGGCUUCUGCUUCCUCCUGCUGCGUCGAGGCCUCAGCAGACAGCAGGUGAUCAGCAGAACCAAGCAGCAUGUCGGACGUGGAGGCGAGCCAGGCUGUGGGUGGGGAGGAGGAGCUGCUGCAGAGACACCGGCGGGAGAAGAAGGAGCUGCAAGCCAAGAUCCAGCAGCUGAAGAAGACGGUGAACAAGGACAAGAAGAAGAAGAAGGAGGUGCUGGAGGAGAUCGAGCAGAUGGAGAAGGAGAUGAAGGAGAGGCAUGUGAGGGAAGUGGACGAGCUCAAGCAGAAAGAGGAUAAGGAGGUAACGGAGGAGGAGGAGGAGGUGGCAGGAGGUGUGGGGAGGGUGUCGCUGGAGGCUAAGGAGGAGGAGGAGGAGGGGGGGAAUGAAGCACCUCCACCACCAUCACCACCAGCACACCAGGAGGAACUAGGCGGCGAGAAGAAGCGGAGCAAGGCGGAGAAGCGACGGCAGCGGAAAGCGGAGGCCAACCGGGAGAGGGAGGCGCGGAUCAGGGUGGAGGAAGCCAACAACAAGUACAGUGCUCGCAGCGUGGAGGCGGAGAAGCUGAAGGAGCUGCUGAGGGACCGGCAGCUCAAGAUGCACGAGAUUGAGCCCGACGGAAACUGCAUGUACGCCGCCAUCGCCCACCAGGCCGGGCAGGACACGACCGUCUCCUCGCUGCGUGCCCAGGCGGAGCAGUUCAUCCGCACCAACUACGCCGAUUUCGCCCCCUUCAUCACCGACCCCAAGACAGGAGAGAUGCUGACCCCAGACCAGUUCUCCGAGUACUGCGACCUCAUCAUCAAGACGCCUGCUUGGGGGGGGCAGCCGGAGCUGCGCGCGUUGUCCCAGGUGCUGAAGAGGAGGAUAGAGGUGCUACAGGCUGAAGGCACCCCCAUCGUAUUCGGCGAGGACUGGACGCAGCAUGAGACCAUCCACCUUGCCUACUACCGCCACUACUACGGGCUCGGCGAACACUACAACUCGGUGACCCCUCUGAACUCUGUGGAGGCCUGAGGGGAUGGGGGCAGCAGGGGUGACAGGGGGAAGGGAAGGAGGUGGUAUGGGAAGGAGGGUCGGAAGGGAUGGUAAGGGUCAAGGGUGAGGAAGAGAACAGGGAGGUGCUGGUAUAAGCUUGGCAGGUCAUUUAAUACUCUUGAAAUCUAAUGGAAGGGGGGUGAUGAGUAAGGGAAGGAGGGUCGGAAGGGAUGGUCAGAGUCAGGAAGAGAACAGGGAGGUGCUGGUGUAAGCUUGGCAGGUUCUUAAUACUUUUGAAAUCUAAUGGAAGUCGACAGCUAUUAAGGUCACUACACAAUUUCAUGAAGGAUUGUUAUUGUAUGCUAUUGCAUGUUUAAGUUCUCUCCAUAGAUGUUGUUGCCAUGCCUACUUGUUCCCUGUGUGUGUGUGUGUGUGUCUCGAAAUGUGUGGGAAUAUGUCCGGUCAUUGUUACUUCUUAUGUCAGUAGUUUAAGAGUAAAUCUACAGAAGAAA
Eriocheir sinensis (Chinese mitten crab) is the source of this 1743-nucleotide messenger RNA. Its product is annotated as deubiquitinase OTUD6B-like. The coding region runs from base 323 to 1270 and encodes 315 amino acids. Gene Ontology annotation, biological process: protein deubiquitination. NCBI's taxonomy places the organism in Eukaryota, Metazoa, Arthropoda, Malacostraca, Decapoda, Varunidae. Gene Ontology annotation, molecular function: cysteine-type deubiquitinase activity. The transcript is spliced from 7 exons. The record is from RefSeq and is a predicted model, not a curated record.